AUGGGCGAAGCCAGGAAAAUAAUGAGUGUUCUGAAAGACACUGGAACCUCACGGUUUACCCAAAUACUUUUGGCAGAUCAACUAAUUCCCUCUGUUGCCAAAGCCAUUGAAGUGAAAGAGCGUGGGGAUGCUGAUGAGCUUCAGAAAGUCUUUCAUACCCCUCGUAUUGUUUCUCAAGGAUGUCAUUUUGCAUAUUCUUUGCCAGAGAAACGACCUCACUAUAAGCCUCUUAUUGCCUCAUCCAAAGCACUGAAUGAUCUACAAUUAGAGAUGGAGCCAGAGUUGGUGAAGCUUGUGAGUGGUGAGAAAGUUUAUUAUGAUCAGGACAAAAACAGUUUUCCUUACAGUAUGGCGUACGCUGGUUUUCAAUUUGGCCACUUUGCAGGUCAGCUGGGAGAUGGUCGUGUGGUGAAUAUCGCGGACAUAACAGACAAACACGGGAUCAAACAGACACUACAACUGAAGGGAUCCGGAUUAACACCUUUCUCACGUUUCGCAGAUGGGAAGGCGGUAUUGAGGUCUAGCAUACGAGAGUUUAUUAUAUCAGAAGCCCUGCAUCACAUCGGUAUUCCCUCUACUCGAGCCUUGCAUAUUACAAGUUUACCUAAAACAAAAGCGAAAAGGGCACUUUACGAGUCAUGCGCAGUCGUUUGCCGAUUUGCCCCCACAUGGGUACGUAUAGGCAACUUUGACCUAUGUAGAUGGAGACAAGAUCACGAAGGACUCGUCAAGCUAUCUGAUUUCUGCAUUGACGAAGUUUUCCAUGGUGGGGAGGCAUUUCCAGUAGAGCUUGAUUUGAAUUGCUUCAUGAAUGAUUUUUUUCCUGACAGUGAUGAGAAAGUGCCAGAGGGAAAAGUUUUAUCAAAGCUUGUUGGCACAACGAAGUAUGAACUGUUUUUUAGGCACGUCAUCAACCUGAAUGCAGAAUCAGUGGCAUAUUGGCAAAGUUAUGGUUUUUUGAAUGGUGUACUGAAUACGGACAAUACCUCGAUUAUGGGACUAGCAAUGGAUUUCGGCCCAUUCAGUUUUAUUGACAAAUUUCAACCUCAAUAUACUCCAAACCAUGAUGAUGUCGAGAAUCGCUAUUCUUAUGCGAAUCAAGCCGGUGCUAUUUGGUGGAAUUUAUCAAAGUUUGCACAAGCAAUGACCGCGUUAAUUGGAGCAGGUCCUAAAUACAUAGAUGGCAUAACCUCAAAGGGUCUUGGCGCCAUUACUGAGAAAAUGGAAGACGACAUUGUAACUAGAGCAAAUACCGUCAUUGCACUUGCAGCUAACGAGUUUAAAUUUAGAUUCACUACCAGAUAUGCGGACAUUAUGGCAAAAAGAAUCGGUAUUGACCUGGGUUUGAACAGUGUGACUAGCGAAAACCUGGAAAACUUGGCGUUGAAAGCUUCAGAGUUUAACCAUACCAUUAUUGAACCAAUGCUUCAGAUUUUAUAUUACACACAAAUUGAUUACAACAACUUUUUCGUCAAAUUGCAAAUGUAUGAUGGUGACUUUAUAUCUAACAAUAGCGGUGCUAUUAACGGAAUAGACCCAGAAUUUGUCAAAGUGUUUUUCACGGAAUCCCAAAUCGAAAAGUUAUCUCGUCACUAUUUCGAAGGUAAGGAUGAUGCAGAUUCUGGAGAGACAGUGCGUCUAGUUGAGUGUAUGGAUAACUUGAGGUCGUGGGUCCAUGUUUAUACUAGGCUUAUCCCUUCCGAGUAUAAACUUAGGUAUGAGAUUGCUAAGAAAGUCAAUCCUCUCUUCACGCCAAGGAGCUACAUUUUCGAGCAGGUGAUUCAGGAUCUAACCGAUAAGCAACGGGACAAGCUUAAUGACCCAGGAGCGGAGCUUGAUACGAGUUUACUUGAAAAGCUUUAUAAAAUGAGUGCGAAUCCAUAUGAACCUGCAAAAUGGGAUGAAAACCUGAGACCAGAGGUUGUUGAAGAUUGGAUCACUCAUGGCGAAGAAGAGGAUAAGUUCAUGAAGCAAUGUAGUUGUUCAAGCUGA
Molecule: messenger RNA, 1992 nt
Organism: Lachancea fermentati
Lineage: Eukaryota; Fungi; Ascomycota; Saccharomycetes; Saccharomycetales; Saccharomycetaceae
Source: the annotation of a GenBank genome assembly